Messenger RNA from Lithohypha guttulata, 1860 nucleotides. RefSeq names its product general amino acid permease agp2 (gene AGP2). The transcript has 7 exons. Gene Ontology annotation, biological process: amino acid transmembrane transport. Gene Ontology annotation, cellular component: membrane. NCBI's taxonomy places the organism in Eukaryota, Fungi, Ascomycota, Eurotiomycetes, Chaetothyriales, Trichomeriaceae. The coding region runs from base 1 to 1860 and encodes 619 amino acids. The record is from RefSeq and is a predicted model, not a curated record. Gene Ontology annotation, molecular function: amino acid transmembrane transporter activity.
AUGUCUGGAGAAAAGCACACUCUUGCUUACGACGACGUGACCAUACACGAUCCCAACGAGAAGACUGUGUAUUCGCGAGACGAGACUGCACUCUCUAGUGGUGUCAGUCACGAUCACAACGAGAAGAGUGUGCAUCUGCGAGAUCAAACUGCACUCUCUAGUGGUGUCAAACAAGAUGUCCCCUACGACGAUGUCGAACACGCUCGUAAAGGAUCCCGCCGCAAGUCCUCGGUGAUAGCUGCCAUCAAGGAUAAUUAUGGCCUGGUUGACGCCCCGUCGAGUGAGGCAUCCAGUCUCAAAGCGGGUGUCGACUACACGCACAGAAAGCUCAAGCCCCGACAUAUUCAGCUUAUUGGUAUCGGUGGUACAAUUGGUACCGCCUUGUACGUGAAUAUCGGUAGAGGUCUCCUGAAUGGAGGUCCUGCCUCUCUGUUCAUAGCGUUCAGUUUAUGGUGUUCUGUAAUCAUGAUGGUAACAAAUUGCAUGUCUGAGAUGGUCACCUACCUGCCCAUAUCUUCACCAUUCAUUCGGUUUGCUGGUCGCUGGGUUGACGAUGCUUUUGGUUUUGCCGCCGGUUACAAUUUCUUCAUCUUCGAGGCUGCCCUUGUGCCAUUCGAAAUUGUGGCUUGCAACGUCAUUAUCCAGUUCUGGACAGAUUCAAUGCCAGCCGGUGCUACUAUUGCCAUCAUCCUUGUGAUCUAUGCUGCUGUUAAUCUCUUCGCCGUCAAGUGGUACGGAGAGACCGAGUUCUGGAUGGCCCUCGGCAAGGUGUUGCUCAUCAUUGGUCUCCUGUUUUACACUUUCGUUGUGAUGUUGGGUGGUAAUCCACUUGGCGACCGAUUCGGAUUCCGUUAUUGGAAAAAUCCAGGUUCAUUCACGACGUUGUACGGCUACGAAGGCAAUCUUGGCCGGUUCGUUGGUUUCCUCCAAUGUCUUAUCCAGGCCUCGUUCACGAUCGCGGGCCCUGACUACGUAUCCAUGGCCGCUGGUGAGGCAGAAAAUCCACGAUGGGUUAUGCCUCGUGCUUUCAGGGCUGUGUUUUAUCGUCUCACCACUUUCUUCAUGCUCGGCUCUCUCGCCGUUGGCAUCUUAGUGCCAUACAACGACCCGGAUCUCAGAGAGGCCUACCGAACAGGUGCCCCAGGUGCUGCAGCUUCGCCCUACGUUGCUUCCAUGACACGACUCCGUAUCAGUGUCCUUCCACACAUCGUCAAUGCCAUGGUUUUGACGUCCGCACUAUCAGCCGGCAAUUCCUACGUCUACUGCGCCAGCCGAAGUUUGUAUGGUAUGGCUCUGGAAGGCAAAGCACCAAAAUUCAUGACCAGGUGCACCAAGAAUGGUGUCCCGAUCUACUGCGUGGUUGCAACAUUACUCAUUGCUCUUCUUGCCUUCCUGCAAGUCAGCAACAAUGCAGCUAUCGUGCUACAAUGGUUUGUCAGCUUGGUCACAGCCUCCCAGCUCAUCAACUUCUGCUGCAUGUGCUUCACCUACCUCUGCUUCCGACGCGCCCUCGCCGCACAAGGCAUCUCUCGCGACUCACUCCCGCACAAGUCCUUCUGGCAACCCUGGGGCACAUACUACGCUUUCAUCAUGUGCUUCAUCAUGGCAUUCGUCGGCGGCUACACCGUCUUCCUCCCUGGUUUCUGGACCGUGCCAGACUUCCUCUUCAGCUACACUAUGAUUGCGGUGUUCCCGAUUUUAUACCUCGUCUGGAAAGUCAUCCAUAAGACCAAGAUUGUCAAGCCUGAGGAAGCUGACCUCAAGAAGGAUCUGGAUGAGAUUGAGGAGUAUACUAGGAACUAUGUUCCCACGCCACCAAAGAACGCUUUCGACAAGUGGUUCAACAAGAUCUUCUCUUAG